Molecule: messenger RNA, 929 nt
Organism: Paramecium octaurelia
Lineage: Eukaryota; Ciliophora; Oligohymenophorea; Peniculida; Parameciidae
Source: the annotation of a GenBank genome assembly
AUGAAUUAUUCUGCUUUGGCUAAAGAAGUUUUUGAAUUAUAGAAUAAAGUAAGAUAAGAUCCAUCCCUAAUGAUUCCAGUUCUAGAAAAUAGGCUCAAAUACUUCAAGGAUAAGAUCUUACACUUACCUGGAACUUAAGCUACUAAUACAAAAGAAGGAGCAAAUUCGGUCUAGGGUAAUGAAUAUAAUAUCUUUACAUAGAGUGCAUUGAAUUUCUAAAAAAACAGAAACCUGUUGGACCAUUGACAUAUGAAAAAGGAUUGGAGGAAGCAGCCAGGGAUCACGCAGAAGAUUUAGGUAUUAGAGAAUUUGAAUAUAGGAACUAAUGGUUUGACUGGACAUGAAGGAAGUGAUCAUUCAACUACAAAAUAAAGAAUUGAAAGACAUGGGUAAUGGAAACCAGGAACUAUUGGAGAAAAUAUCAGUUUUGGAAAAUCCACAGCUGAAGAUAGUAAAUUAUAAUAAAUAAAUAUUUAGUUGUUAUAUAAUUGAUAGUCGAUGAUGGCGUCCCAAGUAGAGGACACAGAUCGAAUUUCUUUGAACCUGCCUAUAAAUAAGUAGGUAUAUUUGGAGCACCUCAUAAAGCCUUUAAAUUUGUUUUCGUUUUUGAUUUUGCAUCAAAAUUUUCAUAAGGUGGUAAGCCAGAAUAAGAAGGCGAUAAAGAGAAAGAGAAAAAAAAGAAAGCAGAGAAAUAAGAGAAAUAAGUAAUUAAACAGAAAGACGAUGAUGAUGAUGACAAAGAUGAAGGGAAGGAGAAAUUGAUACCAGGUGCAAAGAAAGUUUAAAAGAAAGUUAAAACCAUAACGAAAGGGGGUAAAAAGCAUAUAAUAACCACCAAAAUUUAUACAAUGAAUGAUGGUACCACUUAAGAAGUAGUCACUGAAAAAGUGGAAGAUGCAUGAUUAUGAAAUAAAAUGCAUAAUGAUGGG